AUGCCUUCCAAUUUUGUUUGCAAGUCCACCUACCGGUCCUUGAAGAUUGACAAUGAUAAAGCCAUUGCGGUUGUCCUGUUGGUAAAGAUCCUUUACAAUAUGGGAGUGAAUGGACCAUUCCGCAUGUGGGACGAGUUUCGGCCCCUUAAACAUCCCACCAACCUCACUGACCUCUAUCCCUAUCACCAUGUGGUCGAGCAAUUGGAGUGGAUCAUUGCAUAUGCUGCAAACAAGAGCCAUUUCCCAUCCACAAAUCCACCAAGGAUCUACUACGAUCGAAAGUACCUCUACCACUCCACCACUUCUGAUGGUUGUCGCUACAAAUGCAUCUUCAUAAACACCACCCACAAUCUCAGUCGAGGCGAUGUGGCCGUAUUCUCCUCCCACUUUGACGUAGCCGCAAGCGUCGACCUUAAGAAUCGGGGUGUCCUCGUCGCCUUCGAGACGGGUGAAAGUCCUCACCACGCACCAAGGCUCUCCUCCGCACAACUGGGCCAGGUGAGUGCUGCGUGCAGCAAUGCCAAGGCGGUUGUCUCUUGUGCCUCAAACCACUUUACCGUUAUGGAAGGAUAG
Molecule: messenger RNA, 573 nt
Organism: Hydatigera taeniaeformis
Lineage: Eukaryota; Metazoa; Platyhelminthes; Cestoda; Cyclophyllidea; Taeniidae
Source: the annotation of a GenBank genome assembly